AUGCCCCGGCCACAGAGAGGGACGUCCCCCAUGCGGCAGCAACACCUGAACGGCGCCUGGCAGCAGCAGCAGCUGCAACAGCAGCUUCUCCUGCCGCCUCGAUCGCCUCGGGUGGAGUGGCUUGCGCGAGAGGACGUGGACCCGGGUGAGCCGCCCUCGGAGACAGCCGCAGCUCCCAGUGUGCCUGAGCAGUGGCGGCGCGGCUGGCGCAGCGGUGGCGUGCCGGGCAGCAGCGGCGGCGGCGGCGUGGCGGCGAGCAGCGGCGGGGGCGCGCCUGGCAGCAGCGGCGGCGGCGCGUCGGCUGGGCAGCGGGUGGGCGGCCAGGACGUGGCGCCGCAGCCUCAUGCGUCGUCUCUGCUCCCGGUGGAUACGUUCACGCCGCUGCCGCCCGCUGACCGCGGCAACUACGCCGCAAUGGAGGUGCUUCGCAACCCAGCUCUGCACGUGGGCGGUGGCGGGGGUGGCGGCACGGUGGGUGGCGGCGGCGGUUCGGCCGGCGCCCCGCACGCCAAGGUCACGCUUGCCGCGACAACAGACAAGCUGGCCGACACUGGGAAGGCGAUCGAGGCGGCAGCUGUGCUGUAUGAUGACUACUGCCGCGUCAUCACCCCCGAGAACCUGCUGACCGAGGAGAGCGAGGAGGUGUGCAACAUGCUGCUGGCCUGCAUGGAGAUGAGGAGGAAGUGGCUGUUCGCGCCGGCGGCGUCUCUGGACCAGCGGCGGCACGAGCCCGAGGCGGCGUCGCCCUCGGACAUCGACCCGGAGCCCUUCAAGUGGCGCCCCCUUCCCCGCAGCGCGCACCGCUUUGCCAUGGUCGGGGGCAUCAUCCACGUCCCUGGCACCGCCACCGACUUCUUUACGGACAUGAACUCCAUUCUGCGCUACAGCUCAGUGGGGCCGGUCAAAUCUUUCUGCCACCAGCGCCUGAUGGUGAGGGGCCGUGCCGAUUGCAGCGCCGCCUGCAGCUUGAUGUAG
Messenger RNA from Monoraphidium neglectum, 975 nucleotides. RefSeq names its product AMP deaminase. The coding region runs from base 1 to 975 and encodes 324 amino acids. The record is from RefSeq and is a predicted model, not a curated record. The transcript is spliced from 8 exons. NCBI's taxonomy places the organism in Eukaryota, Viridiplantae, Chlorophyta, Chlorophyceae, Sphaeropleales, Selenastraceae.